AUGAUCUCGACGGUCUUCCAGAUCCACAGCACGCAGGGCAGAGGCGAUAUUCUGGUCUUCCUCACCGGCCAGGAUGAGAUCGACUCGGCCGAGCAGCAGAUCAGCGACAUCGCGAGGAAGCUUGGCAGCCGCAUCAAAGAGCUGAUCAUCUGUCCGAUUUAUGCCAACCUGCCGAGCGAACUUCAGACCAAGAUCUUUGAACCAACUCCCGAGAACGCACGCAAGCUGGUUCUGGCAACGAACAUCGCAGAAACAUCACUGACGAUUGACAAUAUCGUCUAUGUCAUUGACACGGGAUAUGAAAAACAAAACUACUACAACCCGGCGACUCGCAUGUCCUCCCUCAACGUGGUGCCGUGCUCCAGGGCGGCCGCCAACCAGAGGAGCGGUCGUGCUGGACGUGUCGGGCCCGGCAAAUGCUUCCGGCUGUACACCAAGUUCUCAUACAUGAACGAGAUGGACGAGUCACCGACGCCAGAAAUCCAGCGCACGAACCUGAACAGCGUUGUGCUGCAGCUGAAGUCACUCGGUAUCGAGAAGCUACUCGAUUUCGACUUCAUCGACCCACCGCCCACCGAGGCCCUCAUCUCUGCCCUCGACAACCUCUACGCCCUACAGGCCCUCAAUCACAAGGGCGAGCUGACGCGUCUCGGCCGGCAGAUGGCCGAGUUCCCCACCGCGCCCGAGAUUGCAAAAGCAGUCAUCGCAUCCGGCAAAGAAGGUGCCGUGGAAGAGGUCCUCAGCAUCGUAGCUAUGCUGGACGAAGCAGCGGCGCUCUUCUUCCGACCCAAGGACAAGAAGAUCCACGCAGACUCGGCCCGACGCCGCUUCACCGUCAAGGAAGGGGGCGACCACCUCACGCUCCUCAACAUCUGGAACCAGUGGGUGGAGAGCGACUUCUCGCCCAUCUGGUCACGCGAGAACUUCCUGCAGCAGCGGUCGCUCACCAGGGCGCGCGACGUGCGCGAGCAGCUGGCCAAGCUGUGCGACCGCGUGGAGGUGCAGCUGUCGUCGUGCGGCGCCAACAACUUCCGCCCGAUCCAGCGCGCCCUCACCGCCGGCUUCUUCAGCAACGCCACGCGCAUGGACAGGCGGGGUGACGGGUACAGGACGCUCAAGAACAACUCGAGCGUCUGGAUCCACCCGAGCAGCGUCCUCAAGGAGAUCGACCCGCCGCCCAAGACGGUCAUCUACCACGAGCUGGUGCAGACCAGUAAGGAGUACAUGCGGAGCUGCCUGCCCAUCGAGGUCGCCUGGCUGCGGGAGCUGGCGCCGCACUUUUACAAGAAGCAUGAGCUGGACGCUAUGGAGGAGAAGAAGAUGCCUAAACAGAGGAGGUAA
Messenger RNA from Cryphonectria parasitica EP155, 1341 nucleotides. RefSeq names its product Asp-Glu-Ala-His box polypeptide 16, isoform CRA_f. Bases 1 to 1341 code for a protein of 446 amino acids. Gene Ontology annotation, molecular function: RNA binding. The transcript has a single exon. The record is from RefSeq and is a predicted model, not a curated record. Gene Ontology annotation, cellular component: intracellular anatomical structure; catalytic step 2 spliceosome. NCBI's taxonomy places the organism in Eukaryota, Fungi, Ascomycota, Sordariomycetes, Diaporthales, Cryphonectriaceae.